CUGACCGGCAUCAUGCACAUUUUGUCAUCCUGCUCUAUGUGUAUAUGAGAGAUGCAGAACAAGCAGAUAUCACAUCACCUUGCUCAUCGCAUGCACACCUGUACAGAACAGGUGUAUUGGGAUUCUCACCUGCUUCUGCAUGAGUAUGAUUAAUCUACUGUGCUUCCUAAUGGCCAAAUUGCAACAUUUCCCAAAAUAGAUCUAGCCCCUGACAUGUUAUGUGUUUCUCUUCCAAGGUCAGGUGAGCCAACAUUUCUAUGAGGGACGUCCUCAUUUCUAUGAGGGACGUCACAGGCUGAAUACUUUGUGUCGCUUCCCUUCCUUUAAAAAGUGAACAGAGAUUCCACAUUGAAUGACUCUAAGGGAGUGUGACCAGAGAACAUCAGAGGGCAGUGUGUACUUAGAGUGCAGUGUAUCUCUCUCUGCCUCUCCUAACGGCUCAGAAUUCCAUCACAUCACAUCUCAGCAGGUAUUGUGUAACUGGAAGCAAUAAGAGAAUCAUUUCUUAACUACUCACAGGUAAGCAUUUAUUUAAUAUGUCUAUGCAAUCACAUAUGGAAAGAAAGCUUUGCUCUAAAAGAAAGGUAUACGUAGUCAUUGUUAAUAGCUGCAUGGUUUUACGCUCCUGUGUGUUCUGAAGAGCUAUCUUUCCAGUUUUAUUUACUAAAACACCUGUUGCUGAAGAGUUUAACUUGAGUGGGGAAAGCUGAACUUGAACGUGUUCUCAGCAGGCUAUAAGCCCCUCCUCUGAGGAUUUCCUAGUUCCAAGGGGAUGUACGUUUAAUGCUAGAUUGGUUAAUUAGAAGCUGCCAUGUAUUAUAAUUGCAAUGAAAAGUUUCUAAAUCUGUUUAUGAUCUGUGAGGAUCAGGACCUGUUAAGUAGGAAUGGAAAAUUUAGGCCGAGAUUAAGACUCCAUGCUUGGAGAGGAGUGAAGGUUUUAUUUAAACUUAAAGGAAGAUUGCAAGACAUUGCUCAUUUAAUAGGCUAUUAUCCAAAGUUAUGCCAAAUAUUAGUUAAUAUGCUAUGGUUGGGGAAAAGUAAAGUUGUUAAUAACAUGGAGGGGAAGCUAAGUGGUAUUUGAAGUAUGAUAUUAUGCUAAAUGACGGCAUGUGACACCAGAAUAUGGACCAACACAUCUGAUCACCCAAGUUUUAUUUGCAUGAUACAGGGUGCAUGGUUGUUGCAAGACAAAUAUGGCUUAACAACUCAAAGAUAGUCUUUUAUUUCCAAGAUGAAGUACGGUAAUAAAAAAAUUAAUGGACUUUUAAGCUUUCUAAUCUAUGAAGUCCUGCUCAGUUUGGAACAAUUUAAUAUUCGAUAUUGACCAGCAUAAAGAAUAAAAACACUUCCUCGAGUGAAUGAAAAUCACUGCUAACUAAUUAACUCAAGUAUCUGUUGACAAUUUUUUAACCAGUUUCAAGUUUCUUGGAGAAAGAGGAACGGGAUCAGGUCCCUGGUAAAACCUCAAAAAAUGCAAAGUUCAGAGGAAGAUUUUAUUUUUUGUAGCAUGGAUGUUUGAGGAUAGUGGAACAUGUUUGGGUGGGAUACUGGCUGGUGGGUUCAAGGUUCUAUCUGGAGGGUUCUAAGCUCCUUUUGUAUUUGUUAGUCAAAUUUCGUAUUAUCUCUCAGGUAUAUUGUAACCUUGUCUUUUUAAUUGUCUCAUUUUGCACUCAUGGAUAGCACUGUGGAAUGUGUUUGCACUUUAUAAACAAAGUGUAAUGAUAAUAAAGUAGAUAAUGUAGGAAAACCAAGGGAAAGGCGACAAUUAUAUUUUACCAGGAUGUAGCUUCCUAUGAAUUAGUUAGAAAGAGUUAAAAAAAUAUAUGUAAGAACUGCUGUUGACUAAUCCACCCACAACCACGUGAUUAUGAAGACAAAAUCACCUGUAAAUAAUUAAAUUGUAAUACAAUAUAUUGUUUUAUGGCAACAGGUUCAACCCAUACAUAAGAUAUUGUUGCCAUUAGCAUCUAGUAUAGAGUUGUUUUGUAAACCUUUUUAGUAUGUUAUCAAACUAAUGAAAGAAAUACAGAUAUACACUAAAAUAUAUAGAAAUAUAUGUAAAAAAUGGACAUCUCCAUAAAGGUCAGGCUAGGCAUAGAAAGAUGAUGGAUGGAUGGAUGGAGAGAGGGAUGGAUGGAGAGAGGAAUAGAUGGAUGGAGGGAUGGAUGAAUGGAGAAAUGGAUGGAUGGAUGGAUAGAGAGAGGGAUGGAUGGAUGGAGGGAUAGAUGGAUGGAUGGAGAGAUGGAUGGAUGGAUGGAUGGAUGGAUAAAGCGAGGGAUGGAUGGAUGGAUAGAGAGAGGGAUGGAUGGAUGGAGGGAUGGAUGGAGAGAGGGAAGGAUGGAGGGAUGGAUGGAGAGAGGGAAGGAUGGAUGGAUAGAGAGAGGGAUGGAUGGAUGAAGAGAGGGAUGGAUGGAUGAAGAGAGGGAGGGAUAAUUAGAUGGAUGGAUGGAUAGAGAGAGGGAUGGAUGGAGAGAGGGAUGGAUGGGUGGAUGGAUUGAGGGAUGGAUGAAGAGAGGGAAGGAUGGAUAGAUAGAGAGAGGGAUGGAUGGAUGAAGAGAGGGAGGGAUAAUUAGAUGGAUGGAUAGAUGGAGAGAGGGAUGGAUGGAGAGAGGGAUGGAUGGAUGGAUGGAGAGAGGGAUGGAUGGGUGGAUGGAGGUAUAGAUGGAUGAAUGCAGGAAGAAAGGGGUAGGGAGGGAUAAGGGUAUGGAAGGAUGGAUGAACAUACAGAAGGACAGACAGCUGGAUAAUUGGAGUAUGCAUCCAGAGGUGAGUCAUUUGGACAUCAAGACUUUCUGUAGGGAAAUAGUGGGACAAUGAUAUAUGGGAAUUACUUUUUCCAAAAAUCAGUUGGGGCAAAUUGUACAAAAUGGCAUGCAAACCAGUGGACAAUGCACUUAUAAGAAAUCCCAGUAUGUACAUGCUUUAUGUGAUCCAUUAAAAAUUAAGAUAUAUAUAUACAGCAAAAAAAAUCAUUAUGAAAAUAAAUGUAGAAAGACAAUAUUUUCUUACGUUUCAUUGUUGUAUUAAGUUCUCCGGGGCUCAAGUAUUUGGUCUCUAAAUUCUGGUGGUUUCCUUUGAAUCAAAGUUUGCUUUCUAUCCUCUAGUGAGCUCUGCGUGCUCUGUGAUAAUAUCGUAUAUGUUAAAUAUAACUAUAGUCACUCAUAUCUAUAUAUGGAAAGUCAAAUGUCAAUUAUACUAAUGCCACUGCAUUUUCUUUCCCAGGAGUCAGAGGUGUCUCUCCGUAUCAAACAUCAGGAUGCUCAGAUCAAGUUUGAUACUUCUACUACUACUCAUUGCUCUGACAGGUAAGUCUUACAAGUAAAAAUAAAAAUCCUAUCCCCCUAUAACAAAAUGAGAGACCAGACAAUAAAACCUCACUCUCCUGAAUUCGUUAGCAUGUCUAAUAGUGGCAGGUUAGUCCAGCAGGUUAGCCCUCAGCAUUGGGAGGUAUGCGAUCAGGAUGGGUCGGUGGGCCUGUCUGGCUGGCCUCUAAUCUACAGGACCUUGCAGAGUGCUUCUGAAGAUCUCCGUGCAGGGACAUUGUGCUCAUUCACACCAGAACGCAUUUAAUGAUGCACUUGCCAUCAGUUGUGAUCACCAGAAAAUGAUAUCUCCAUUAUCAAGGAUGCUGAAGAUCUUUUUUUGCCCUAGACAGUUUCCCAAAAACAAUAGGAUGACAUCUAUAGAUUUUGUUUUGCAAUAAACACUACAAAAAACUGCAGUUGUUAUGGUGCUUAGAGUGUCCCUUUAAUCUAUGAGUAAAUUAUAUAUUAAAUUAUAAAGCAUGGUUUCUAGCCUCGCACAGAAGCCCACAGAUUCGGUGAGCCUUUGGUUCAUUUGUCCUAUUUUGCAUAUCCUUUCGUACCGUGUUGUCAACAUGUCUAGUGUGAUAUGAUGAUGACAGAAUUGGGCUGCCGUUCAUCCAGAAUAAGUGUAUGUAUGCUGUGGAGUGUCGUUAUUUUUUCCACUUGGACACUAUGAGAGCGGUGAGCAGAUCUGUCAUUCAGCUCACCGCUCGUGAACACGCACAUCGCACACAUGCACAGUGUCAAUUUCACAGCUUCUCGUAGAGAAUCAUUGACUUCAAAUAUUCAGAAUAUUGAGAAAUAUUUGAUUGUCAAAGCGUGGCAAGUGCCUAUGGGUCACAAUGCUUCUCUAUUAGAAGCUAAUAAUUGGACCAGACAAAUUGCCACAGGGAGACUUCAAACGCCUAAGGAAUACAAGUACGUAAAUACAUAUAACAAGUAGGUUAAUUACAGGGCGGGUACUACUAUUUAUUGAUUAUAUAAGGAUUAAUGAUCUGACAGCAGUACAGUGUUCCUUUAGGGAAAUAUAAACUAAUAUCUGGUCAGGGAACAAAAAUGAUAAAAUGUGGUUGUUACUUUUAGGGAUCUGGUCAGUAAAUAGCGAGGUCAUGGGGAGCUGACAAUCAACUUAUAACAUGUACACCAAUAUAGACAGCUAAGAAAAUGAAUCGAUUUAUUUUGUUUAAAUUCCAAUAUUUUGCAAGUAGUAUGUUGGCUCAUGUUUUAGUGAAUAAACAGCCUAAUCUUUUAUAUUGAGUUUUUAUUUAUUUAUUUUUAUACUUUAAUUUAACACAUGUUCCUUCUAACAGGUUGCCAAGCUGACAAUUCCCGCAGUAGAUUCUGGGAUUAUUUCAGUCAACUGACCAGUGAGAAGCAUCGAUGGGACAUACAGAAUAAUGCAGUACGAGAUGGCAGGUAAGAUAAAAAAUUAAAUUUUACGCAUAAAUAUUAAAGAUUUUGUCUGAUUUUUAUAGUGCUUAUUCAGUUACAUGCUGCAGUAGCAACAUCAUUCAUUACUUAGAAUAAAUGGGUUGGCAGACUAGACAGUAUGUGAUAAAAAUAUUUUAAAGUAUACAGAGGACCCCAAUAUUUUAAAGUAUACAGAGAGCCUGAUCAUAACCCUCCGGCCCCUCACCUCAAUGGAAGGGUAGAAAUGUUAAGGGUAGAUGCUGUCACCUCCCCUGUCCACCUUCAUUAAAUAUGCACCUUAAUUUCCCAUGUACACUUCAGGUAAAACUCCAUCUUCUAGACUUCACCACCACAGGUUGCUAGGUAUAGCAUUCAUUGUCGCACUUUUAAUUGUUAAAAUGUUUUAAAUUUUAUGUAUAUUUUUUGUUUUGUUUUCUUUUAUUACCUAUAGCGGUCUGAAGGGCAGUAUUCAAAAUGGAGUUAAUUAUGUGGGCAACUUUUUGGGGCCAUUGAAAAGUGGCUUACAGAAGCGACUGUAUGAGGACUCUGACGGGCUGCGCAGGUUGAUCAACAGGGAGAUACAGGAGCUCCGUAGGAAGUUAUACCCAUAUAUGGAUGUAGCACACCAAAAGAUCAGCAGUAACCUUGAUCAGUUACGGAGUCGUCUGCUGCCCUACACUCAAGAGCUGAAAGAGCAAGUGGAAUGGGGUGCCCAAGAACUCCAUGUACAGCUUGGACCAUACAGAGAUGGUAGCAAGAUGGAAGCUUUACACAGACUGGGGGAAAACCUUGAGAACCGUAUAGUCCUGCACACAGGCAGGGUCGGGCAAGUUUUCUACCCACUGGCUGAUCGCUUGUUAUUAGAGAUCCAUCAUGCAGUAGAAGAGUUACAUGGAAACCUAGCUCCUCAUGCUCAAACAUCUCAGGAGAUAUUGAGUCAGCAAGUGCAGGAUCUAUCUCGGAAACUGACUCGGAAUGCAAAGGAUCUUCAUGAGAAGAUCCAGAAGAAUCUAAAUGAGUUGAAGGAGCAGUUGGUGUCCUAUCCAAAAGAACUGAAGCAAAAGUUUCCCCAGGGCCAAGAAGCAGCACUUGAACCUGUAGCACCCUAUAUGGAAGAAAUGGCGGCUCAGGUCCAGAGAGAGGUAGAGGAAUUCCACAAGAACACUCAAAAACAGAUUGAAGACUUCACCCGUGUCAUUAAUAUGGAAACUGAAGAACUGCAACACAAAUUGUCUCCUGCCUCAUGGGACUUUCAGGACAGUGUCAGUUCAGUUGAAGAUGUGCAGGAGAAAUUAGACUCCUUGUGGAAGGACAUAUCCCAAAGUCUCAACUAGAUACUAAUAAAUAGACUUGAGAAAACAGAUGAUGCAUUACAACAAAAAAUGUCCACAUUACUUUCUGAAGUGGAUCACAAAGAGGUGUGAAAAUGAAGGAAUGCACCUUAAUUUAAAAAUAUUACUUAUGAGCCAAGCUUCAUAACUUUCUAAUUUAGAAAAUGAGUACCCAUGUGUUUUACUAAGAAACAGGUGAUAUUAUUUUAAAUGUAUCCUUUCUUUUUUUAAGGAAGAUGUAUAUAGACCCCUUCCAUGGUUAGGGUAAUUAUAAUAAAAAUUAUAGUAAUAAGUAUAUCACAUGAAUGCGCAUGUUGAUAUCAAAUGUAAACGCACAAAGAUAUAAAUACAGCCGUGUAAUUAGGGAAAAGACUUUGCGAAUAAAUGUUGAGUUGUGAGAAGAAUAGAGCAACAAAGACAUAAUUCAUGGACUCUUGACUCCUGAAGGAAGAGGGAGUGUCUGCAGAAGGGCAGUAAACUAAAUGAGGAAAAUGACAGUUGACAAAAGCCCAAGACAUGUUACAUUGGUGGCAAAAUAAACUCAAAAUUCCUAAUUACAUAUUGUGUGAUAAGGUCAUCGGUGGCAUGAAAGCAAUGGGUACAACUAUGUCAAGAAUCUCGAGGUUCUUUUGUUUCUAUUAUGUUCAACCACAAUAAAGAUUCCAUCUUGACAUUUUCAGACAUAAUCUUUUUAUCCUAGAACCAGAAAGACACUUCUGAAGCACGUUGUCAAAUUAACAUGACUUUAUUGACGUCACGGCCAAAAUCGACAGACAAAAUGGCCCUUUCGAAACUUGACAACGUUAGAUUUUUAAAUAUGACCAGAUCGCUUUAGUUGUGGCUUUAAUAAAGGCUGAUCAAUGGGUCUGAGGUACAUUGUAGAGUGGGAUGUUGAGGUCUCUGCAUAAUGAUCCACACAUGACUGAUCACUUGUACAAGAGUUGGAGAACCUUGCAUGGUUAUUUACUAAAUAAUCGAGAAUUGAACGUGAAUACAAAGUGAAUUUCAUACUUAAGGUCAAAAUAGCCAAAAACUAGAAAAAUUCUCUAUGUAAGCUAAGCUUUAAGCUCAGCUGCUCUGGCCUUAAAUCCGAAAUUUACUUUGAAUUUACUUCCAAAUCUGACUUUAGAAAAUAACCCUGUUAGUGGAAAGGCAUGAAACACAAGGGGAAUUCCAAUGCGUUCCAUACCACCUCAUAGUCCUGCUGCUUUAAGACAUAUUCCUCUGUUUCUCAAAGAUUACAAUAAUUAUAUAUAUUAUUUGUUAAUAAUCAUGACAAGUUGGUUUACAAUUUUUUUUCUUUACAGAUUUUCUCUCAUAGUGAGCUAAAAGUCUUUAGAGUUGAGGGUGUUUUAGGGCUAUUUAGGGUUAGGAGUGCGUAGGUGUGAGGUUGGUUGAAGGUUAGGGUUUAUCUGCCAUCAUGAUGAAGCAUCAUUGUUAUGACCCUCAGGGACAUUUAAAAGGUACACAUUAGCAGGAUAGAGCUGGAGUGAACUGUAGGCUUGCCUAUAGGACCCAAACUCUCUGAUCAUGUGGUUCCUAUUAGUUUACUUGUAUAGCUUGGUCCCAAAAAACAUGUCUAUACAUUGUCUGGAAGCAUUGGAGGCUGGUCCACAGGCGCCAUUGGGUUGGCAACUCCCCCUCCCUGCAAAAAAAACCCCCAAAAAACAUAAAUAAAUAAAGUCUAUUUGCAUUGUAUGGACUGCUGAUAGGUGCGUGUUAGAAAAAAACAAAAAGGACUCUCCAUUUCAUUAUAAAUUGUAGGUGCUGGCUUAAUGGGUAUUAAACGUCAUGCUGCCAAAUGGACACCGAAUAGUUUAAAUUACAUGUUUGGACAGUUGGAAAUUAGAACAACAAUUCGUCAUUGUGACGGUCCAACCCUCUCUGACCGUCUUGGGUUCCCUUUCUCCCAGUAGUUCGUGAAUAAUCCUUCCAGGCAGAGUGUAGACACAAGCAUAGCAUAACCCCUCACACAUGAGCCGAGGUUUAAUGCUGGGUAGAGAUCUGUUUAAUGCACACAAAGCAACAGUAUUCAUGCAGUAAAACCACUCCUGCUCUCAGGAAAACAAAAUGACAGUUAAAAGGGUUAGACAGAGUUUGAAAAUAUGACAGUUAUAAGGUCAGACAGAGUUUGAAAAUAUGACAGUUAUAAGGUCAGACAGAGUUUGAAAAUAUGACAGUUAUAAGGUCAGACAGAGUUUGAAAAUAUGACAGUUAUUAAGGGUUUAAACUGGUGUUCUAAGAGGGGGGAGAACAAAACAGUCGAACUAAGUCCAUAAAACAGGGGCCUUCUUCACAGUCAUAUUGGCUGCUUAUGCCUCUGCUGGAAAUUAAGUGUCAGUUCUUCUGCUUAGAUAUAAUUUUCCAAGAGAUAAUUACCACCUUACAUAUGUUUCUUUUUGUGCUGUGCCUGUACUGUAUUCUAUACUGAAUAAAAUCAAAGCAUAGCAUUCCUCACUGCCAGGGCCGUCUUUAAUAACGAAUGGACCCUGGGCAAGUGUUUGCUUGGGCCCCCUGUGCCCUGCCGCUCUCGCCCCUCACUCCCUGGUAUGCAAUCACGGCAUCCAUCCCAACGCAGUGGCAGUACUAAAGUAGAAUGAAUUUUAUUGGGACCCCCAAUUGCAAGGUUGGACUAAAGGUAGAACCCCAUCUGUCGUGCAACUCCAACAAUGCUUUGACAGCUGGGACUCUACCAAUUUCCCAUGCUUGCAGGGUUGUAUUUAGCACUGAGCCAUGUUAGUAUGUUUGAAUGUAAGCAUGUGUUUGUA
This is a messenger RNA of Pelobates cultripes (western spadefoot toad), 8814 nucleotides long. The record is from the annotation of a GenBank genome assembly. Lineage: Eukaryota; Metazoa; Chordata; Amphibia; Anura; Pelobatidae.